This is a messenger RNA of Myotis davidii, 1857 nucleotides long. It is a transcript of the gene YY2, whose product is annotated as YY2 transcription factor. Lineage: Eukaryota; Metazoa; Chordata; Mammalia; Chiroptera; Vespertilionidae. Gene Ontology annotation, molecular function: DNA-binding transcription factor activity, RNA polymerase II-specific; RNA polymerase II cis-regulatory region sequence-specific DNA binding. Gene Ontology annotation, cellular component: transcription regulator complex; PcG protein complex. Bases 1 to 1617 code for a protein of 538 amino acids. The record is from RefSeq and is a predicted model, not a curated record. The transcript has 2 exons. Gene Ontology annotation, biological process: regulation of transcription by RNA polymerase II.
AUGGCUUCAAACAACUUUAUCUACAUCACCCCAGAAGAGCUGGAGGAGGCUGUCGCGUUAAUGAAAUUACACCAGGUACACCUAGAGACUAUUGCUAUGCAGAAUAUUGCUGUGGACGAUUUUGCUUUGGAGAAUAUCAACAUGGAGAGUGUCGCAGUAGAGAGUAUCCCUUUGGAGAAUGUCACCAUGGACAAUAUCUCUUUGGAGAAUAUCUCCAUGGACAAUAUUUCUUGGGAUAAUAUCGCUGUGGAAAAUAUCCCUUUUGCGGAUAUCUCUGAGGCGAAUGUCGCUGUGGGGAAUAUCCCUUUGGAGGAUAUCUCUGAGGUGAAUGUCGCUGUGGGAAAUAUCCCUUUUGCGGAUAUAUCUGAGGCGAAUGUCGCUGUGGGGAAUAUCCCUUUGGAGGAUAUCUCUGAGGCGAAUGUCGCUGUGGGAAAUAUCCCUUUGGUGGAUAUCGCUGUGGAGAAUAUUCCCGCAGAGCUCACAGCGAUGGAAACCAUUGAGUACCAGGAUAUCAGCGGCAGUUGGGUCCACGGUGGCCACCACAGUUCACCUCUGAUUGCGCUGCAGCCGUUCAUGGUUAACCCGAACAAAGGGAACCACGACCAGGAAAUGGUCAUGGUGAAGACCUGGGAGGAUGAAACUCCAGCUUCCCUGUCAGACUCCGCGGCAUCAUGGCUCAAGAAGCUCCGCAUCGGUCAGGAAAGCUUCACCAGCCACUAUCAGCAAAGCACCACUAACGGCGGUAUAAAAAGCACCACUAGCAACGGUGAGCAAAGCAAGAAGCACAGCAGCCACGGCAAAAAGCUCAAAAAGCUCCGCAUUGGCCAGCAAAGCGCCGCCGGCCACGGUUUGGAAAACGCCGGCCACCGUAUGGAAAACGCCAGCCACCGUAUGGAAAACGCUGGCCACGGUAUGGAAAACACCAGCAAGGGUAAGAAACGCACCGCCAAAAGCACGGCCGGGGCGGUGGGAGGCAGCGGCUCGGAGGAAGGCAACAGAAAGUGGGAGCGGGAGCAGGUGCAGGUCAAAACCCUAAAGGGUGAGUUCUCCGUCACCAUGCGGUCCCAAGCUGGUGAAAGCGGUCAGGAGAUUGAAGGACAGAGUCCGGUGAACUUACCGAACUUAGAUCCUGAUUAUUCAGAGUAUCUGACGGGAAAGAAGCUUCCUCCUGGAGGACUACCUGGCAUUGACUUAUCAGAUCCCAAACAGGUGGCAGAAUUUAUUAAAGUGAAGCCCAGAAAGUGCAAAGAUGACAUUCCAAGAACAGUACCUUGCCUUCAGAAAGGCUGCGGAAAGAUGUUCCGGGAUGCCUCUUCUAUGAGAAAACAUCACCACACCCACGGUCCUAAAGGCUUUAUCUGUGCAGAAUGUGGCAAAGGUUUUAUUGAGAGCUCAAAACUAAAACGGCAUCAACUGGUGCAUUCUGGAGAGAAGCCCUUUCAGUGCACAUUUGAAGGCUGCGGAAAAUACUUUUCCCUGGAUUUCAAUUUGCGUACACAUGUGAGAAUCCAUACAGGUGACAAGCCCUAUGCCUGCCCCUUCGAGGGUUGUGAUAAGAAGUUUGCUCAGUCAACUAACCUGAAAUCUCAUAUCUUAACGCAUGCUAAGAACAAAUAGCCAGUGAAAAGGAGAAAAGAUCCUUUUUUGAUUCUUAUAUAUCUAAGGGUCAUGUUUUCAUAGAUUCGUUUAAAAAGUUAAAAAUACAUGAUUAUGUUGUUAAGAUGUCAUGUUUUAAUGGAGUAGUAAAAGUUAAAGGUUAAAAAAGUGAAAAAAGGUUAAAAUAUGUAUAAGAUUACAUUGUUCUGUAAUAUCAUUUGGAAAACAUGUUUUGUCAAGUUUGAUCCCAAAAAAGGAUAA